Molecule: messenger RNA, 2417 nt
Organism: Nerophis lumbriciformis (worm pipefish)
Lineage: Eukaryota; Metazoa; Chordata; Actinopteri; Syngnathiformes; Syngnathidae
Source: RefSeq, a predicted model, not a curated record
GAUUCGAUUCAAUAUCGAUUCUUGGGGUCACGAUUCGAUUCUAAAUCAAUUUUUUCCGAUUCAAUGCGAUUCUGGAUUGAAAAAGGAUAUUUUCCCGAUUCAAAAGGAUUGUCUAUUCAUUGAAUACAUAGGAUUUGAGCAGGAUCUACCCCAGUCUGCUGACAUGCAAGCAGAGUAAAAAGCUUUUAUAAUUGUAAAGGACAAUGUUUUAUCAACUGAUUGCAAUAAUGUACAUUUGUUUGAACUAUUAAAUGAAGCAAAAAUAUGACUUAUUUUAUCUUUGUGAAAAUAUUGGACACAGUGUGUUGUCAGGCUUAUGAGAUGCGAUGCAAGUCUAAGCCACUGUGACACUAUUGUUCUUUUUUUAUUUUAUAAAUGUCUAAUGAUAAUGUCAAUGAGGGAUUUUUAAUCACUGCUAUGUUGAAAUUGUAACUAAUAUUGAUACUGUUGUUGAUAAUAUUCAUUUUUGUUUCACUACUUUUGGUUUGUUGUGUGUGGUGUUUGUGUCUCCUCUCAAUUGCUCUGUUUAUUGCACUUCUGAGUGUUGCUGGCUCGGCUUUGCUUUUGGAAUUGGAUUGCAUUGUUAUGGUAUUGCUGUGUAUUGUUUUGUUGGAUUGAUUAAUUUAAAAAAAAAAAUUUUUUUUUUUUUUUUAAUUUAAAACAUAAAUAAAUAAAUAAAAUUAAAAAAAUCGAUUUAAAAAAAAAAAGAGAAUCGAUUCUGAAUCGCACAACGUGAGAAUCGCGAUUCGAGUUCGAAUCGUUUUUUUUCCCACGCCCCUAAUUUUAAUAAUUAAGAUUUGUCGAGUACCCUACAAAAUCCUUCUGAUUUCUUUUCGUUACUACCCAUUACUUUUUGUACUUAACCAGACUUUUUUUUCCCCCUUUUUUUUGGGGUACGUCUUGCGGGCCGGAUUGUGGACGCUGGCAGAUAGAAUCCGGUCCGCGGGCCGUAGUUUGGAGACCCCCAGUACUCAAUCAUUCUAAACUUGGACCUGGAUGGUGUUCUCUCUCACGGAAGAAAGCUUUUCAUAUUACAUGUUCUUUUUAAAAUGUCUAUUUAUUUUAAGUGCUGUGGUGAUCAUACAUUUGAAUGCUUGUACCCUGCAGGUCAAUUUUUAAACUGAUUGUGGAUAUUAUUUUAUAUCAAAAUGUCAAAGACUGCUUCCUGUAUCCUACCUAAUGGAACAUAAAGGAUUGUUUUAGCACCUUUUGCCUCCAGUUGUUAAAUAAAUUAUGAGGAUAGCUAACACAACAUUUUUGUUAUUGUAAGCGAAGAGGAUGCACGUCCUUCAGCAUUGUUUGGUUUUUAUUUCACUAACAUUUGCAAUUUGACAUUGAAUCAGAUGAGAAUGUGGAAUUGAUAUAUUUUUUAAUCAUUGUCUCCACAAAUUACCCUAUGUCCUCCACCUCUUGUAUUUAUUAUGAAUUCUAUUAUUUUGUUUAAUUCAAUGACACUUCCUCACAUUCUUCCACUGCGUCACCAAAACUUCUGAGCUCCUCCUUUUAAUGUAAAAAAAAAAAAAGUCUCAAAUUUCUCUUCCUUCUCUCUUCCUACCGCCCACAUUCCUAAACCGUUAUUCCCCGUACUGCAUCUCUCCAUCAAAGACUAAGCCUGCUUCCCCACCAUGGAUGACAGGACGACAACACCAACCACCACUGCGGAGGUCACAAGAGGACAACAGAAUGCAGACUUUAAGGCGUCGCCGUCCAGCAAACCUCUUCAUCGCUUUCUCCAAAAGGAGCCCCAGAGUCUCGGUGUUGUCAUCGGGAUCUGUGGCUGUGCAGAGCUGAUCAUGGGAUGCAUCUUGUUCAGGCAAACCGUGACAAACUCCGGCGACAUCUACGUUCCUUUCUGUCAGGGAGCUCUGUUUCUCACCUGUGGAAUCUUGUCCGUCUACACGGGAGCAUGUCCAUCCAAAAAGAUGGUGACCGUUUGUCUGUCCAUUGGACUCACAGUGGGGCUACAGCGAAGUGAUGCAACUUUUUGCCACGGAAUGCAUUUUGUUCACCUUCUCUGCGUGCGUGGCGGUGCUUCUCAUCUUCUUGUCAGCGGUGGCCCGCCUGGCUCUCAAAUCCACAAACACUCAGAUGUCAUCGGUGUUUGAACCUGACACUUGGGCACCACGAGCUGGAGCUGGCUCUCGGACCUCAGAGCGCGCAGGAGUGUAAAUUUGGAUGAGGUGCGAGUCCAUGCAAGGUUUUAAAAUCAAUACAUGAUGUUAGUACAUCAAUUGAGGAAAAUAGAGGGCACAUUUUAUAGCGCACAAAAAUGUGCUGACAUAUUAUGUAUCCCCUACUAACUUGUUUAUCAUUAAUAAAAUGAGUCCAAAAUUACAAGUUUUGUACAAUGCCAAGUCUGUACAUAUAAUCCACAUGUUAGUUUAUUAUCGGCGGUCACUCGAACAAGUAUGACGAUC